This is a messenger RNA of Physeter macrocephalus (sperm whale), 5373 nucleotides long. It is a transcript of the gene CACNA1I, whose product is annotated as calcium voltage-gated channel subunit alpha1 I. Gene Ontology annotation, molecular function: voltage-gated sodium channel activity; low voltage-gated calcium channel activity. Gene Ontology annotation, biological process: calcium ion import; positive regulation of calcium ion-dependent exocytosis; membrane depolarization during action potential. NCBI's taxonomy places the organism in Eukaryota, Metazoa, Chordata, Mammalia, Artiodactyla, Physeteridae. Gene Ontology annotation, cellular component: voltage-gated sodium channel complex; plasma membrane; voltage-gated calcium channel complex. The coding region runs from base 1 to 5373 and encodes 1790 amino acids. The transcript has 32 exons. The record is from RefSeq and is a predicted model, not a curated record.
AUGGUCGAGUACUCCCUGGACCUCCAGAACAUCAACCUGUCGGCCAUCCGCACCGUGCGUGUCCUGAGGCCCCUCAAAGCCAUCAACCGUGUGCCCAGUAUGCGGAUCCUGGUGAACCUGCUCCUGGACACGCUGCCCAUGCUGGGGAAUGUCCUCCUGCUCUGCUUCUUUGUCUUCUUCAUCUUUGGCAUCAUCGGUGUGCAGCUCUGGGCGGGCCUGCUGCGCAACCGCUGCUUCCUGGAGGAGAACUUCACAAUACAAGGGGAUGUGGCCCUGCCCCCCUACUACCAGCCGGAGGAGGACGACGAGAUGCCCUUCAUCUGCUCCCUGUCGGGGGACAACGGCAUCAUGGGCUGCCACGAGAUUCCCCCGCUCAAGGAGCAGGGCCGCGAGUGCUGCCUGUCCAAGGAUGACGUCUAUGACUUCGGGGCGGGGCGCCAGGACCUCAACGCCAGUGGGCUCUGUGUCAACUGGAACCGCUACUACAAUGUGUGCCGCACAGGCAGUGCCAACCCCCACAAGGGCGCCAUCAACUUUGACAACAUCGGCUAUGCCUGGAUCGUCAUCUUCCAGGUGAUUACUCUGGAAGGCUGGGUGGAGAUCAUGUACUACGUGAUGGAUGCUCACUCCUUCUACAACUUCAUCUAUUUUAUCCUGCUUAUCAUAGUGGGCUCCUUCUUCAUGAUCAACCUGUGCCUCGUUGUCAUAGCGACCCAGUUCUCGGAGACCAAGCAGCGGGAGCACCGGCUGAUGCUGGAGCAGCGGCAGCGUUACCUGUCCUCCAGCACGCUGGCCAGCUACGCCGAGCCUGGGGACUGCUACGAGGAGAUCUUCCAGUACGUCUGCCACAUCCUGCGCAAGGCCAAGCGCCGGGCCCUGGGCCUCUACCAGGCCCUGCAGAGCCGGCGCCGGGCCCCGGGGGCACCCGGCUCCACCAAGCCCGGGCCCCACGCCAAGGAGCCCAGGCACUACAAGUUGUGCCCCCGACACAGCCCCCCGGACUCGACGCUCCACAUGCUGGUGCAGCCCAUCUCUGCCAUUCUGGCCUCCGACCCCGCCAGCUGCCCCCGCUGCCAGCACGAGGCGGGCCGGUGCUCGGGCCUGGGCAGCAGCAACUCGGGCCAGGAGGGCUCGGGUUCCGGGGGCUCGGGCUCCGGGGGCUCGGGCGGCGGCGAGGACGAGGCCGGCGGGCACGGGGCCCGGAGCAGCGAGGACGGGGCCUCCUUGGAGCCGGAGGACGAGGACGAGGAGGGGCGGGCGGACGGGGCUGCCUGGCUGUGCGGAGACGUGUGGCGGGAGACGCGAGCCAAGCUGCGGGGCAUCGUGGACAGCAAGUACUUCAACCGGGGCAUCAUGAUGGCCAUCCUGGUCAACACCGCCAGCAUGGGCAUCGAGUACCACCCGCAGCCCGAGGAGCUGACCAACAUCCUGGAGAUCUGCAAUGUGGUCUUCACCAGCAUGUUCGCCCUGGAGAUGCUGCUGAAGCUGGCCGCCUUCGGGCUCUUUGACUACCUGCGGAACCCCUACAACAUCUUCGACAGCAUCAUCGUCAUCAUCAGCAUCUGGGAGAUCGUGGGGCAGGCGGACGGCGGGCUGUCGGUGCUGCGGACCUUCCGGCUGCUGCGGGUGCUGAAGCUGGUGCGCUUCAUGCCCGCGCUGCGGCGGCAGCUCGUGGUGCUCAUGAAGACCAUGGACAACGUGGCCACCUUCUGCAUGCUGCUCAUGCUGUUCAUCUUCAUCUUCAGCAUCCUUGGGAUGCACAUCUUUGGCUGCAAAUUCAGCCUCCGCACGGACACGGGAGACACAGUCCCCGACCGGAAGAACUUUGACUCCCUGCUGUGGGCCAUUGUCACGGUGUUCCAGAUCCUUACCCAGGAGGACUGGAACGUCGUCCUCUACAAUGGCAUGGCCUCCACCUCCCCCUGGGCCUCCCUCUACUUCGUUGCCCUCAUGACCUUCGGCAACUACGUGCUCUUCAACCUGCUGGUGGCCAUCCUGGUGGAGGGCUUCCAGGCGGAGGGCGACGCCAAUCGCUCCUACUCGGACGAGGACCAGAGCUCAUCCAACAUGGAGGAGUUUGACAAGCUCCAGGAGGGCCUGGACAGUGGCGGAGAUCCCAAGCUCUGCCCAAUCCCCAUGACCCCCAAUGGGCACCUGGACCCCAAUCUCCCACUGGGUGGACAUCUGGGCCCCACUGGGGCUGCAGCAUCCGCCCCCCGCCUCUCGCUGCAGCCAGACCCCGUGCUAAUGGCCUUGGGCUCCCGCAAGAGCAGUGUCAUGUCACUGGGGAGGGUGAGCUGCGACCAGCGCUCCCUGUCCAGCUCUCGGAGCUCCUAUCAUGGGCCGUGGGGCCGCAGUGGGGCCUGGGCCAGCCGUCGCUCCAGCUGGAACAGCCUCAAGCACAAGCCACCGUCGGCGGAGCACGAGUCCCUGCUCUCGGCGGCGGAGCGCAGCAGCGGCGCCCGGGCCUGCGAGGGCGCCCGGGAGGAGGGGCCGCUGCGGGCCGCGCCCCUGCACGCCCCGCACGCCCACCAAGCGCAGCACGGUCCCCACCUGGCGCACCGUCACCGCCCCCACCGCCGGACACUGUCCCUCGACACCAGAGAUUCGGUGGACCUGGCCGAGCCGGGGCCCGCCGUGGGCACCCACCCACGGGCUGCCUGGAGGGCGGCAGGCCCGGCCCCCGGGCACGAGGACUGCAAUGGCAGGAUGCCCAGCAUCGCCAAGGACGUCUUCACUAAGAUGGGCGACCGCCUGGCUCGCGGGGAGGACGAGGAGGAGAUGGACUACACUCUGUGCUUCCGCGUCCGCAAGAUGAUUGACGUCUACAAGCCUGACUGGUGUGAAGUCCGCGAGGACUGGUCUGUCUACCUCUUCUCCCCUGAGAACAGGUUUCGGGUCCUGUGUCAGACCAUCAUCACCCACAAGCUCUUCGACUAUGUCGUCCUGGCCUUCAUCUUCCUCAACUGCAUCACCAUUGCCCUGGAGCGGCCCCAGAUUGAGGCCGGCAGCACGGAACGCAUCUUCCUCACUGUGUCCAACUACAUCUUCACAGCCAUCUUCGUGGGCGAGAUGACACUGAAGGUGGUCUCGCUGGGCCUGUACUUCGGUGAGCAGGCGUACCUGCGCAGCAGCUGGAAUGUGCUGGAUGGCUUCCUUGUCUUCGUGUCAAUCAUCGACAUCGUGGUGUCCCUGGCCUCGGCCGGGGGAGCCAAGAUCCUGGGGGUCCUCCGGGUCCUGAGGCUCCUGCGCACCCUACGGCCCCUGCGUGUCAUCAGCCGGGCACCUGGCCUGAAGCUGGUGGUGGAGACACUCAUCUCCUCCCUCAAGCCCAUCGGCAACAUCGUCCUCAUCUGCUGUGCCUUCUUCAUCAUCUUUGGCAUCCUGGGGGUGCAGCUCUUCAAGGGCAAGUUCUACCACUGUCUGGGCAUAGACACCCGCAACAUCACCAACCGCUCCGACUGCGUGGCCGCCAACUACCGCUGGGUCCACCACAAGUACAACUUCGACAAUCUGGGCCAGGCCCUGAUGUCCCUCUUUGUGCUGGCCUCCAAGGACGGCUGGGUGAACAUCAUGUACAAUGGACUGGACGCCGUCGCUGUGGACCAGCAGCCCGUGCCCAACCACAACCCCUGGAUGCUGCUCUACUUCAUCUCCUUCCUGCUCAUCGUCAGCUUCUUCGUGCUCAACAUGUUCGUGGGCGUCGUGGUGGAGAACUUCCACAAGUGCCGGCAGCACCAGGAGGCCGAGGAGGCGCGGCGGCGCGAGGAGAAGCGGCUGCGGCGCCUGGAGAAGAAACGCCGGAAGGCCCAGCGGCUGCCCUACUAUGCCACCUACUGUCCCACGCGGCUGCUCAUCCAUUCCAUGUGCACCAGCCACUACCUGGACAUCUUUAUCACCUUCAUCAUCUGCCUCAAUGUGGUCACCAUGUCCCUGGAGCACUACAAUCAGCCCACGUCUCUGGAGACAGCCCUCAAGUACUGCAACUACAUGUUCACCACCGUCUUUGUGCUGGAGGCUGUGCUGAAGCUGGUGGCAUUUGGUCUGAGGCGCUUCUUCAAGGACCGGUGGAACCAGCUGGACCUGGCCAUCGUGCUGCUGUCGGUCAUGGGUAUCACGCUGGAGGAGAUCGAGAUCAACGCAGCGCUGCCCAUCAACCCCACCAUCAUCCGCAUCAUGCGGGUCCUGCGCAUUGCCCGGGUGCUGAAGCUGCUGAAGAUGGCCACGGGAAUGCGGGCCCUGCUGGACACCGUGGUGCAAGCUCUGCCCCAGGUGGGCAACCUGGGCCUCCUCUUCAUGCUGCUCUUCUUCAUCUAUGCUGCCCUGGGAGUGGAGCUCUUCGGGAAGCUGGUCUGCAAUGACGAGAACCCGUGUGAGGGCAUGAGCCGGCACGCCACCUUCGAGAACUUCGGCAUGGCCUUCCUCACGCUCUUCCAGGUCUCCACUGGCGACAACUGGAACGGGAUCAUGAAGGACACACUGCGGGACUGCACCCAUGACGAGCGCAGCUGCCUGAGCAGCCUGCAGUUCGUGUCGCCGCUGUACUUCGUCAGCUUCGUGCUCACGGCCCAGUUCGUGCUCAUCAACGUGGUGGUGGCCGUGCUCAUGAAGCACCUGGACGACAGCAACAAGGAGGCCCAGGAGGACGCUGAGAUGGACGCCGAGCUCGAGCUGGAGAUGGCCCACGGCCUGGGCCCCGGCCCGGGGCCACCCGCCGGCUCCCCGGGGGCACACGUGCCUGGCUGCGGGCCAGGAGGGGCGGGUAGCGCGGGCGACGCCGAGGGCCGCCUGAUCCGAAACUGCUACUCGCCAGCCCAGGAGAACCUGUGGCUGGACAGCGUCUCUUUAAUCAUCAAGGACUCCUUGGAGGGGGAGCUGACCAUCAUCGACAACCUGUCCGGCUCCAUCUUCCACCACUACUCCUCGCCGGCCGGCUGCGAGAAGUGUCACCACGACGAGCAGGAGAAAACGCUGGGGCCCCAGCAGCCCCUUGGGGAGGGGCCCCAGUGCCUGCUAGCACCUGAUGGGAGAGGGAGCAAGGAGAGCACCGAGCAUCCUGAGAGGAGCCUGGCCUCCCCGCCUGCAGAGAAGCGGGGACCGCGCGCAUCGCGGCGCAUCGCCUCACAGCGGAACGCCGCGCACUCGGAGCCGGCACGGCUCAGUGUCAGAGCUGGCCGGCCGGGUGGGCGAGGACGCCUGCGGGAGCGCGCGGCGCGGGGUCGGCCUGUCAAGCUGAGGCGCAGCGUGUGCGUGUCCUCGCGAGUGAGCGCGCGCGGCGGGGAGAGGGCCGGGAGGGGCGUGAGCGCGCGCGGGGUCGGCGAGGGUGGCGGCGUUGGGCGCGCGCCCCGCGGGGCGGGCGUCUGGUGGGUUUGA